AUGGGAAGAGUACGAAGAUCAAGAACUCAUAAAGACUUGGACCAAAUUCACAAAGAAUUGAAAGAAUUAGAUGAACAAAUGGAGCCAAACCAAGAAUUAGAUCCAGAUUUACCAGGAUUUGGAAAAUACCCUUGUGAAGUUCCUUAUACACAAGCUGAAGCCGAAGCGGCUGUUGGAUAUUCUACAGAAAAUUCAAGAAUCAAAAUAAUGGAGGAUGUUAAUUAUUGA
Messenger RNA from Racocetra fulgida, 228 nucleotides. The record is from the annotation of a GenBank genome assembly. Lineage: Eukaryota; Fungi; Glomeromycota; Glomeromycetes; Diversisporales; Gigasporaceae.